CGCGGGUUAGGUCGAAAUUUGAAUUGAGAGGUAGUGGAAAAGAUAUAUCAAGCGUAGUAUUUCAAUCCGAAAGAAUCCAUCAGAGAUUUUAUAGAUAUUUACUUCAUUUUCCAAGGAAUUGCUUCUAAAAAUGUCGAUAGGUAUUCCCAUCAAGAUUUUGCAUGAAGCUGAAGGACAUAUUAUUACUUUGGAGACAUUAACGGGAGAGGUUUAUCGAGGUAAACUAAUCGAGGCUGAAGAUAAUAUGAACAUUCAAAUGUCAGAAAUAACGUUGACUGCGCGAGAUGGACGUGUGUCUCAACUGCAAAACGUGUUUAUCCGUGGAAGUAAAGUCCGUUUUAUAAUACUACCAGACAUGUUGAAAAAUGCACCUAUGUUUAAGAAGCAAAGGGAUAAAGGCUCAGCUGCUGGACGAGGAAAGUCGGCUAUUUUAAGAGCACAAGCUGCAGCUAGAGGCCGUGGUGACCAUUUCAGAGGCCGAGGAAGGGCUGGGCAUAGAGGUGGCGGAAGAGGAUUUCAGCAUAGAAGAUAAAAGAUAAAUAUAAUCUCAACUAAACAUACAUCUUUCUCAAGACAUUUGACAAUGUAUUAAAAUUAUCAGUGUAAAUAUAUGUUUUUCCAAAAGCUCAGUAAAAGUCUUUCUUUAUUUGUAAAGACAUAUAUGACCUGCUGCUUUAGUGUGUGUGUGUGUAUUUUGUAUUGGUUCUUUGAAUGACAGUUAAAUGGAGCCAUUUUAUGUUGUAUAAUGCAGGCCUUAUAUUUUUUUAAAAUAUUAAUUAAAGCAACAGAGAUUCCUCAA
Molecule: messenger RNA, 799 nt
Organism: Xenia sp. Carnegie-2017
Lineage: Eukaryota; Metazoa; Cnidaria; Anthozoa; Malacalcyonacea; Xeniidae
Product: small nuclear ribonucleoprotein Sm D3-like
Exons: 2
Coding region: 131-532 (133 amino acids)
Biological process (GO): RNA processing; spliceosomal snRNP assembly
Cellular component (GO): U2 snRNP; precatalytic spliceosome; U1 snRNP
Molecular function (GO): RNA binding
Source: RefSeq, a predicted model, not a curated record